Messenger RNA from Schistosoma haematobium, 5622 nucleotides. RefSeq names its product Semaphorin-6A. The coding region runs from base 1026 to 4988 and encodes 1320 amino acids. Gene Ontology annotation, molecular function: chemorepellent activity; semaphorin receptor binding. The record is from RefSeq and is a predicted model, not a curated record. The transcript has 12 exons. Gene Ontology annotation, biological process: positive regulation of cell migration; negative regulation of axon extension involved in axon guidance; neural crest cell migration. NCBI's taxonomy places the organism in Eukaryota, Metazoa, Platyhelminthes, Trematoda, Strigeidida, Schistosomatidae.
GAACAAUUGCACUUUAGCUUAUGCACACAAAGAUUUUUAUACAAUCAAUUUCAUUGGUAUUAGCAAGGCCAUAUUGUUGAGUUUUGAAUAGGUAGAUAAAAUAAUAAUAAAAAUAUAUAGUGAAUGAUCUUUUCAUUGAAAUGCCAGUUGAAAUUGUCUAAAUUUUCCAUUUGAAUGACUAUAUAAGAAUUACUGAAAAUUAUAAAGCAGUUAAUGGUUUGAAAUGAUCUUGAUGUUCAUAACCAAGUUGAUUUUAUUUAUGGAUUGUUGAUGAGACAUUAUAUAUAUAUACAUCAAUAAUAACUAUAGAUCAUUUCAAUUUAUGACGAAUUGAGAUAUUUGUUUGCAAUAAUUAUCCAUUAAUUAUAAGUUAUGCUUGUUUUGAAUUUGAGUUUAUCAAUAUUCAGCAUUGUGACUAGUUCAUAUCUCAUCUCAUGUGGAUUAUUUUCAAUAUACAAAAAGUAAAUGAAUUAUCAGUGAUUUUUCCAAUCGAAGAAAAAGAAGUCAAUUAUUAUGGAAAUAUUCAAUUGAUGAACAAGAAGUAUUUUCAUUACUUACUUUUCUUUAUUGAAAUCAACAUUAUUUUGAAAUACAACUAUUAUCCUUUUCUUUAUACAUAUUCAAUUUUUGAACUUGUACGUGAGUAUUUAUUUUCUAAGGAAAAUCACUGUUCAUAAUUUUUUUCUGGUUAAAUUUUAAUGAUGAACACAAUGUAUAUCAAUAUUUCAACCAAUCAUUUAAUGGUUCAAAGAUGCUUGUAAACAAUCCUGAUAAAAUUGCUUAUUGUAUUUUCAAAGUUAUUCUUUGGCAGGUAGUACAAACGUUAUCAAAGAAAAUAAACUUUAUGGAUAUAUGUUUUAUGAUGAAAAUGAAAGAUCAUAUUAGUUGCUCUCAAGUAGAAACUGUACUGAUUCAUUAUUGAUUUUGUAUAGUUAUUGAUUUCUUUUAAAAUUUCAUAUUAUAUUUAAACGAUCUAAUUUCAUAUCUUAUCAACUGGAAUUUGGAAUGUAUUCAGUCGAUUACAAAUGAAACUGCUUUUAAAUAAUUAUCAUAAUUUACUCUCAACAUCAAUAUUCUUGUUAUUAUCCCUAGCAUCGUUAAAUAAUUUAUUUAUUCAAUGUGAUUUAUUAUUCAAUGAAGAAGAUCAUCAUUACAACAAUAAUCAUCGCGAAAAGAACAUAACCAAUAAUAAUAAUAAUGAUGAAUCAUUUCACUAUGUCGAAAAAAAUGCAAACGUGAAGAAUCAUGUUCAUGAAAGUUUGGAAGCCGAUGAAUAUCAUACAGAAAAUAUUGAGAAUGAGAGUGCAAAUCAAAGUGACGUAUUGUCAAAAUCAAUAACUGAAGUAAAUCAUGAUAGAUCAUUACCUGUAACAAAUAAUGCACCUAAUAAUGUUACUGAUAAUAAAUACCCAAUAACUAAAAUAGUUUCAAACAAAUCAUCAUUGUAUAAAUAUUCAUUGAACCAAGAUGUAUCUAAUAAAAAAUUAAUUAAUAAUAGAAAGGUAUCUAAUAGUAAAUAUUUAUCUUCUUGGGCAUUUUCAGCACCAUCAACACUGAUUAAGUCUUCAACAAAAAUUGUUGAGAAUUGGCCACUUAGCGACUAUCGUAUUGAAUUCAUUGAAGAUUUAAUUCAAAAAAAUAUUGGAAUAAAAUUCAAAGACAAUGAUGAUAAUAAUAAUUUUUCGCAAAUGAUUAUUAUGCCAAAAACAUCUUCAAUUUAUUUAGUGAAAAAUCGAGGAACUCUGUUAAAGUUAGACAUGACGACAUUCGAACAACAUGAUAAAUAUACACUACCGACGUCAUUAAAGUCUAUGCCAGAAUGCAACGAUUCUUGGUCAUGUCACUCAAUGAAGGAAAUCAGUUUACUUGCUAAAAUGCCUGAUGAACGUAUGAUAUGGAUCUGCUAUGUGACUCAUCAUUCUCACGAAAAUCGUCCUAAUCUACUUGCAGAAAGUGGUUGCAUGGUCCCGACGGUCGAAAAUCUGGCCGUACCAUUAAUUCAAUGGGAAAAUCCUCAUUUCAAUUCACUAUAUCCUGAUAAACCACCCAGUGUUCUUAAUGCAGCUGACGGAUUCACUUAUAUAUCUGCAUUUACUUUAGAUUACUUGCGUAUAUUUCGUGCUUAUAUGCCAGAUUGGAAUGGAAAUUUCAAUUGGACAGGUGCAUUGGUCACUGAUAAAAAUCCAACAUUUAUAGCAGAACCCGCGCAAAUUUUAUUAACUUUCGAAACAAUUGAUGAAAUUUAUUUCGUUCUUCGAGAACAACCAAAUUCACAAAUGUCAAGAUGUGAAGAAAAUGUAGGUAGUUCUAUAAACCAUUUAUCUAAAGUUGAAAAAUUAAAACGAUUGCACCAGCCUUACUGUUUAACAAGUGUUGCACGAUUAGUAAGAGUUUGUAAAGGUGAUCCAGGUGGUUUGCCAUAUAUUAGCUCAAAUCGUUUUGCUACAUUUGCAAAAGCUGACUUAAUAUGUCCAGCUACAAAUGAAAAUGGUGGAUAUUUUAGCUAUACACACAUUUCAACAGCUUAUUGGGAUAAUAAUACACAAUUACUUUACGCAACAUUUACAACGGAAAAAUCAGCUCCAGUUGGAAGUGCUUUAUGUAUUUAUAGUUUGAAUGAACUUAAAGCUUCGUUCAAUGGACCACUAGUUCGUACUAAUGAAAAACAAAAUGAUUUAAAAUCGUCUCCUGUAUCAAAUUCAUUUUCAAAUAUUUGCACAAGAUUCAAUUCCAAAAAUAGAACUGAAGAAGAAGUAACAGUCGGACGACUUUUAUCUUUACGUUUCCCUUAUCGUUAUUUGCCAGUCAAACCACUACAUGGUCAUGCUUUAUUGUCACAAACUGGUGAUAAAUGGGUGCAUUUGCAGGCUUAUAAUUUGCCUUCAGUAACAAAUUACUAUCAAAGUGAUGAACAGAUCAAAACAAGUAUCAUAUGGAUUGGUACAAAGGAACAUUUGAUUCAGUUCGUAGUAUAUGCUUACAACGAUGUAAUAUCACCUACUGGAGAAACGUAUUCAACAGAUUACCAGUACAAAGCGAUACCAAUUAUAUGCAAACUCAAAGAGAUUUUACUUGGACGUCAAAUUGAAGCAAUAAUCCUUCAGUUACCGCCAGAUAGAUUGGAUUCGAAUGUUAACAAGGAGUUAGAAAUACAUAUUGACACCAUUUCGAAUAAAAGGAAUCUUUCCAAACGAAUUGGGGACGUAAGCGUGGAAUCAGUUAGAACAUCACAAGUAAAUAGACUUUAUGGUGAAGAGAUAGUUGGUAAAGCAGAAAAAGAAGAAAUUCGUCGUAUCGAAAUAUCAGCUUCUUAUUUACAUAUCAUGACAAAUAAACAAUUAUUUCGUCUACCACUAACACGUUGCUCUGAAUAUCAAACAUUUGAUGACUGUCUCAACUCAAAAGAUCCUCAUUGUGGUUGGAAUUGGUCCGAAGGUAGAUGUUCAAGUGGUUAUCUGUUUGAGUCUACCGUACAAAUUAACCGUUUAAAUACAUUUUCACCAUCGAUUGAUCAUAGACAACGAAGUAAUCACCAAUGUCCAACAAAGAGUUUUACAUUUGAAAAAGAUAAAGAGAAUUCAUGGACAAAGUGGUACGAUUGCAAUUGGAUCGCUUCACUACAAACAGGUGAUCCGGUUCCUAUAACAAUUCACAAUCAACCGACUGAUGAUGUCAAUGAAAAUGUUAGCGACAAUAUCUCAAUGAAAUUACUGGGAAGUUGUUUAUGCCGUUUAUGCAUCAGCCAAGUUAAUUGUGUUCUUGGAAUCCAGCAGGUUAAGAACUGUACUCGUUUCGAUCAAAAUUGGCUCCCUUGGUCUAUUUGGAGUGACUGUGAUCCAACUACUAAUAUUCAAAUACGGAAAAGGCAAUGUCGAUCCAGUGCAGUUUGUUCUGGAAGCAGUAUCGAACAACGAUCUUGUUUGGACGAUGACAGCUGGUUUAGAAAAUCCAAUGUUAUACCGAAAUCAGCCAGUUACUAUAAAUCAAGAAUUCAUUACACUACACAAGCUGACGGUUACACUCUUACACAUUUGAUACUUGUAGUAAUAUGUGGAUUAUUAACUGGUAGUUUGUUAACAGUUAUAUUAUUUUGGUCAUGUAGAUGUCAUCGUUGGUCAUAUGUUGUGGAUGAUAUUGCUAAAUUAACAAAGAAAAAUCAUAUGAAAACUAUUCCUACUCAUUGUAAAGGUCAUCUACCUUAUGAAAGUCAACAAACUUGUUUAACUACUAGCCAACCGUUAAGUAAACAUUCGUGGAGUUUAAUUGAUGAAAAAGAACCUAUCUGGUGUAAUAAAUCAGGUAAUAUAGCACAAGCACCAAUAGAUACACGUUACGAAUAUCUACCAUCUACUCAUGUUGUACCAACUAAUACCAGAUUUAACAGAUCAGUUGAUCGAAAGUCAACAAAAAUAUGUCAUUUAAACACCCCAUGUCAUGAUAUAUCGACAAGUGUAUACUUACUAUCCAAUACACCGUCACCAACUUCAGUGACAAGUAACCCGUCAACAACUUCAACAUUACUGAAAGACAAGUUUACAUUUGAUUCAUUUGCUGAACAAAAUUCAAAUGUUUUAGGUGAUUGUAAAACUAAUCUAAUUAAUAUUACACCUGAUAACAAAAAUGAGAAUAACAACGAAAAUCUAGGGCAUUUAUACUUAACUGGUUAUUUCUAUGCUGCACCAAUAGAACCAAUACAUAACCAACCGAUAACAUCAACAAAAACUUCUUUACCGGCAACAAGAAUCAAUAUUGAAUUACCUGAACAUCAUGACUAUCAAACUAGACAAAUCCCUACAAUAUCUUCAUAUUAUAACCAAAUAAAUACUGGUCUUGUUAUUCCAAAAUCUAUUCUUGUACAACCUACAUUGUCAUCAUUUAGAGAAAAUGAACACUUAAACAAUAAUAUCAUUAGUAAUACUAUGAUAACAACAAAAUGUAUUGAUGGUGAAACUUUUACAGUUACUGAAAAUCCAGUACAACUUUCAUAAUCUUGUUCUAUAGGUUAUAAACGCUUUUUCUUUAUAAAAACAAACAAACAAACAAACGAAACAUGGUUAAACAAAAGAAUUCAACGAUAAUGUUUUAGGUAAUAAAUAAUUUUCAAAAGUGUCAACAUUCAAUAUUUGUGUGUAAAACCAAAAAAAAAAAAAGUAAAAAUUCGUUUUUCUUUCAUAUUUCUUCAUGUAAACGUGAUUUAAAAUAUUUAGGAAAAAUAAGUAGUAUGAAACGAAAUCUUCAGAAGGAUAUUUCAUCAUUGUCCUGUACAAUCUUGUUUAUCAACUUGAAUUAUUUAAAAUGAUGUUUAUCAUAAUUAUUAUCGUUAUAAAUAUUAUCAUUAUCAUUAAUAGUAAUAAUAAUAAUAAUAGUCUCUUUGAGAAAAUAUUAUUAUCAUUACUAUGAAUAAAACUAUAAAUUUACAUGGAAAUCUAUAUUUGAAUGACUAUUUAAACACUUAAAUUGAAUGUAUUAUCCUUAAUGAAACAUUAGAAGUUAGCUUCAUAUAAUAUAAGACUUAUAUAUGUAAAAUUUAUCGAUGUAUUUAGUCAUUUUAAUUAAUAAUUGUAAAGUUUGUUUAUUUUAUACAACAAAAACAACAAAAGUAUUAUUGCAUGCUUAACAUUU